This is a messenger RNA of Cryptotermes secundus, 1849 nucleotides long. Its product is annotated as GTP-binding protein 10. The record is from RefSeq and is a predicted model, not a curated record. The transcript is spliced from 7 exons. Bases 249 to 1391 code for a protein of 380 amino acids. Gene Ontology annotation, cellular component: mitochondrion. Gene Ontology annotation, molecular function: GTP binding; GTPase activity. Lineage: Eukaryota; Metazoa; Arthropoda; Insecta; Blattodea; Kalotermitidae.
CUACAAAUUUUAAAUUUUGCAAAAUAACAGCGCAACUAUUAAGGACACGUAAUUCGGUAGAAUGCAUAGAUAAAACUACUGUGCAGAUAUUACCGUAGUAUUGAAUCUACAAUUUUAUUGCGUGGGAUGGCCAGCGUUCUUCUCUCUGAUGUUAUAGUUACAAAAUAUGAUUUUUUAGGUUAUGUUAGACACGUUCCGAGGAGUUGACAUGUACAGCUAAUUUAAUAAGUGAAAUAGAUCAAAAGAGGAUGGUGUUCCUGUCAAGAAUACUGCAUAAUGGGAGGGUUCGAGUCUCUUACAGGAAGUUCAUAGAUUCUUUACGCAUUUAUGUACGCGGUGGUUCUGGUGGCAUGGGUUUUCCAAAAUACGGAGGAAUUGGUGGAAAAGGAGGAAGUGUUAUUGUAGUUGCUGCAGAAGGUGUAACUCUGAAGUCCUUGUUAGAUAAGAAUCCAACCAAGAGAUUUGUUGCUGGAAAUGGAGGUAAUAGCCACAAGAAUAGGAUACUUGGAGAACCUGGUGCAGACAUCACAAUACCAGUACCCGUUGGAAUCACAGUGUUAAAUGAUUUUGACCAAGUUCUUGGGGAACUCAACACAGAUGGCAGCUCUCUUGUGGUGGCUUAUGGUGGUGCUGGAGGAAACCCCUUGACACAGUAUAGCGGACAGCGUGCAGAACCGCUCUCUGUCAAGCUGGACCUGAAGCUCAUUGCAGAUGUGGGACUUGUUGGUUUCCCUAAUGCUGGAAAGUCAACACUUCUGCGGGCCAUUUCCAGAGCCAAGCCUGAGGUGGCUUCAUAUCCAUUCACAACACUCAGGCCCAACAUUGGAGUGCUGGAAUAUUCAGAUCAUCGGCAGAUCACAAUGGCAGACUUGCCAGGCCUGAUAGAGGGUGCACACAUGAAUAUUGGCAUGGGUCACAGUUUCUUGAAGCAUGUUGAAAGAACCAAACUGCUGCUACUGGUUGCUGACAUACAAGGUUUCCAGCUUGGCCCACAGUAUCCCUACAGAUCGUGCCUUGACACAGUUGUACUUCUGAACAAGGAACUAGAGCUGUAUAGAGAUGAUCUGUUGGAUAAGCCAGCAAUGCUUGUGGUCAACAAAAUGGAUGUGGCUGAAGCCCAGUUCAAGUAUGAUGAAGUGAAGGACAAACUGAGAUACCUCGCAGAUGUAGUUGGUGACUAUCCUGAAGAGUUGCGCCCUGAGCGAGUACUUGACUUCACAGAGGUCAUGGCCAUCUCUGCUGAUACGGACCCCAUAGGAGUUGAGAAACUGAAACAUAGAAUACGAGAAGUAUUAGAUUUCCAUGCAGCACUGAAGCAGAAAGAUGUAGAGACAAGUGUGAUCGCUACACUUCGAGCACAAAUGGCUCCCAAAGGCCCACAGAUGCUCUGAAUGUUUAAUUUUCAACAGGAAGAUCUAGAGUCAUAGGUGAUUGUGACAUUUCAAACAUGAAUGAUUCCUGAAGCCCCACAGAUGCUGUGAAUGUUUAAUUUUUUUUCUGCAGUUGGUGACACUGAUGACUGAAUGAAAGAAGAAAUGGAAGACCGUUGAGAAAAUAAGUGCAUAUCUUUUGGCCAGCUUGAUUUUGACAGUUUCUAGCCUGCUUAUUCUGUAAAUAAAGAUAUUAUGAUAUCAUCUUGCCUGCAAGCGUGUGUGUGUGUGUGUGUGUGUGUCUUCUACCUGCUAGUAACUCUUGAACAUGUCAAUGUAUUUUCAUUAAACAUGGUGCAAACAUCAUGUCAUUUGGGUUCACCUAACCUUUACACUUCUUAUUACCAUAUAGUUGGUAUACCAGUAUAGUGCCUGUGCAGACAUUGGCACUUGGAGUGAUAAAUACCAUUUACUGUAGA